GCUGAUCAGAGGGAAAUGCAAGUGCCGGGCACUGAUGAUCAGUGCCCUGAUGAUCGGUGCCCAGCAGUGCCACCCGCAAGUUCCGCCCACCUGUGCCCAGCAGUGCGCCCACUAGCUCUGCCCACCUGUGCCCAGCAGAUCACCCAUCUGUGCCCAGCAGUGCACCCACCUGUGCCACUCUGCAGUGCCACCACCUGUGCCCAGAAGUGCCACCUACAUGUGCCCAGCAGUGCCACCCACCUGUGCCCACCCACCUGUGCCCACCCACCAGUGCCCACCAGUGCAGCCCACCAGUGCUGCCAGUCAGUGCCACCAGUCAGUGCCCAGGGGUUGUGCCAGUCAGUGCCGCCAUCAGUGCCGUCUAUCAGUACCCAUCAUCAGUGUCACCUAUCAGUGCCGCCUAUCAGUGCUGCAUAUUAGUGCCGCCUAUCCGUGACACCUCAUUAGUUGCUGCCUAUCAGUGCCCAUCAGUGCUGCCUAUCAGUGCCCAUCAGUGCUGCCUCAUCAACGCCCAUCAGUGAAGGAGAAAAAAUGCCUGUUUGA
This is a messenger RNA of Staurois parvus, 543 nucleotides long. NCBI's taxonomy places the organism in Eukaryota, Metazoa, Chordata, Amphibia, Anura, Ranidae. The record is from the annotation of a GenBank genome assembly.